Eutrema salsugineum is the source of this 587-nucleotide messenger RNA. RefSeq lists its product as uncharacterized. The transcript is spliced from 2 exons. The record is from RefSeq and is a predicted model, not a curated record. The coding region runs from base 161 to 550 and encodes 129 amino acids. Lineage: Eukaryota; Viridiplantae; Streptophyta; Magnoliopsida; Brassicales; Brassicaceae.
AUAUUGGGCUUAAAUGUGCCGUUUUUUCUUCUAAUUCAGCUAUAAAAACCUUAAUUCCAAAUUAGCUUUAAGCUUGGAACUUGGAAGUAGUUAGAAGGGGAAAAUAGGGUAUCCCGAUCAUUCUUCUCUCAAACUCUAAAAUCUUGCAUUGUAGAGAUCUAUGGCGACAAUUCUGAGACGCAACGACGAGGUAGAGACUCAGCCAAGAAAUGAAUCUGAAAGAUCGUUUGAAGCUGUCGUAGAAUCCAACAAAGAAGCAGAGAAAUCAUCCUCACGUGACAAUGAAAUUAUGUCCAAGCAAAGUCACAAUCUGACAAGGGAACAGAAGAAAGUGAGAGAUAGCUACUUAUUCUGCUGUGAAAAUUUCUACAGUCUUCCGGAGAUGAUCAAUUACAUGAAUGAGAAUCACGGUUUACCAGAGACAACUGUAACGAAUGUUUUCAGGGAACUCUUAAAAGGAAAAAAUGCGGAAGCAUAUCUGAGGGUAUCACAGAAAAGAUCUCUACAGAGGAGGACUAGUGGAACUGGCGUUGGUUCUUCCACUAAGUAAUGCUUUUCAAGAAUCAAACCAGAAUACCCACUAGAAG